This is a messenger RNA of Arabis nemorensis, 4029 nucleotides long. NCBI's taxonomy places the organism in Eukaryota, Viridiplantae, Streptophyta, Magnoliopsida, Brassicales, Brassicaceae. The record is from the annotation of a GenBank genome assembly.
AUGGUCUCUAGAUUCUCUCAAUCUUCCGUUACAGUGGUUACCAAUCACCGAUACGACGACGGACGCACCUCCACUUCCGCCGCCUCCAGUCACGACGAUGGUCGUAUGUCCAUCAUCGCCUCGCCGAGGAUUGAAGAGGUCACUAGCAGUACCUAUGGAAAUGUCACGACCAUUACCGUCGUCACUAGCAUGGCAUACUUGCCUCAGACUGUCUUUCUCUGCGAGCUUAGACACGAGCCUACGUCCUUGGGACCUUCCGGUACCGUCCAAGCCCCCAGAUGGCGGCUCAAAGAGCGAAUGAAAACAGGAUGUGUAGCCCUAGUUAUGUGUUUGAACAUUAGUGUUGAUCCCCCAGAUGUUAUAAGGAUAUCUCCAUGCGCAAGAAUGGAAUGCUGGAUAGAUCCAUUUUCCAUGUAUCCCCCAAGAGCUCUUGAGACAAUAGGCCAAAACUUGAGCAUUCAGUACGAGAGAUGGCUGCCAAGGGCUCGAUAUAAGGUGCAAUUGGAUCCUACAAAGGACGAUGUGAUGAAGCUGUGCUUGUCUUGUCGGAAAAAUGCAAGGACUGAGAGAGUUUUGUUUCAUUAUAAUGGCCAUGGUGUGCCCAAACCUACACCUAAUGGUGAAAUCUGGGUUUACAAUAAGAAUUUUACGCAGUACAUUCCCUUGCCAGUCAGCGAGCUUGAUUCCUGGUUGAAGACACCCUCAAUUUACGUUUUUGACUGCUCUGCUGCUAGGGUGAUUGUUAAUGCCUUCACAGAGCUUCAUGAUUCGGGAUCUUCCGGCUCUCCUGGAUCUUUGAAGGACUACAUUCUACUGGCUGCUUGCGAUGUACAUGAAACACUUCCUCAGAGUGUUGAAUUUCCAGCUGACGUUUUUACUUCUUGUCUCACGACACCUAUUAAAAUGGCAUUGAAGUGGUUCCGCAGACGUUCUCUUCUGAAGGAAAUUAUCGAUGAAUCACUUAUUGAUAGAAUUCCAGGUCGCCAAAAUGACCGUAAAACACUGUUAGGAGAGUUAAACUGGAUCUUCACUGCAGUCACGGACACCAUUGCCUGGAAUGUGCUUCCUCGCGAACUUUUCCAAAGAUUAUUCAGACAAGACUUGCUGGUUGCUAGCCUUUUCCGAAAUUUCUUACUUGCUGAGAGGAUAAUGCGGUCUGGGAAUUGUACCCCAAUAUCCCAUCCUAUGCUACCUCCUACGCAUCAGCAUCAUAUGUGGGAUGCAUGGGACAUGGCUGCUGAAAUCUGUCUUUCUCAGCUUCCUCAACUUUUUCUGGACCCAAAUGCGGAAUUUCAGCCAAGUCUUUUUUUUACUGAGCAACUGACAGCUUUUGAGGUCUGGCUUGAUCAUGGAUCUGAGCAUAAGAAGCCACCAGAGCAAUUGGCUAUUGUUCUUCAGGUCUUACUUAGCCAGUGCCAUCGGUUUCGGGCUCUUGUACUUCUUGGAAGAUUUCUUGAUAUGGGUCCAUGGGCUGUGGAUCUGGCGUUAUCCGUUGGAAUAUAUCCUUGCGUAGUGAAGCUGCUACAAACAACUACUAUAGAGCUAAGGCAGAUUCUUGUUUUCAUUUGGACAAAAAUUCUAGCAUUUGAUAAGUCAUGUCAAGUUGAUAUUGUGAAGGACAAAGGCCACAGAUAUUUCAUCAGGUUUUUAGAUAGUUCUGAUGCAUUCCCAGAACAACGUGCUAUGGCUGCGUUUGUUUUGGCUGUUAUUGUCGAUGGCUACAAACAAGGCCAAGAAUCAUGUCUUGAAGCUAAUUUAAUUGGUGUUUGUCUGGGGCACCUCGAAGCUUCCCAAUUAUGUGAUCCACCACCAGAUCCAUUGUUUCUACAAUGGCUCUGUCUUUGUCUUGGAAAGUUGUGGGAAGACUUUUUGGAGGCGCAGAUAAUGGGCAAGCAGGCAAAUGCUUCUGAAAAGUUGAUACCUCUGCUUUCCGAGGCCCAACCAGAGGUCAGGGCUGCUGCUGUUUUUGCCCUUGGUACUUUACUUGAUGUUGGGUUUGACUCUGGUAAAGGUGAUGGUGACGAAGAAUUUGAUGAUGAUGAAAAGAUUAUAGCUGAAGAUAUUGUCAUAAAUAGUCUCUUAGAUGUAGUAUCAGAUGGGAGCGCGCUUGUCCGAGCAGAGGUUGCUGUAGCUCUUGUGCGGUUUGCCUUUGGACACAAACAGCAUCUAAAGUCAGUUGCAGCUACAUAUUGGAAGUCCCAGACAAAUUCUCUGCGAACUUCAUUCCCUUCAAUGGGCAAAUUCCACGACGCUGGGACUUCAAAUAUUGUUUCCUCUCACAUGGGUUCUCUGACUAGAGCUAGCACUGAUAGUCAACCAAUGACACGUGAAGGAAGGAUCUCAAGUAGCCCUCAUGGUUCUUCUUCUGCUCUAAUGCAUGGAUCUCCAGUAUCUGAUGAUUCUUCCUUGCAUUCUGAUUCUGGAAUCAUGCAUGAUGGUCCUAGCAAUGGAGUUGUCCAUAAGCCAAGAACACUGGAUAAUGCUAUAUAUUCGCAGUGCGUUCUAGCUAUGUUUACAUUAGCUAAAGAUCCAUCACCACGUAUUGCAAGCCUUGGGCGGCAUGUGCUAUCUAUUAUUGGGAUUGAACAAGUUGUCACCAAACCAUCCAAGUCCAGUGGCCGACCAGGUGAAGCAGCUUCAGCAUCUCUGACUCCUCUGGCUGGUCUAGCUCGUUCAUCCUCAUGGUUUGAUAUGCAUACAGGUCAUCUGCCGUUAACAUUUAGGACUCCUCCGGUAAGCCCUCCGAGACCAAGCUAUGCAAAUGGAAUGAGGAGAGUUUGUUCACUAGAGUUCCGCCCUCAUCUGAUAUCUUCUCCAGACUCUGGAUUGAGUAAUUCGUUGUCAAGCGCAAGCGGAUCUGAAAGGAGUUUGCUUCCACAAUCAACUAUCUACAAAUGGAGCAGUGGUCACUUUUCUAAACCUCUUCUUGGUGGAGCAGAUGCUCAUGAAGAGAUAAUAGCCCAAAGAGAAGAGAGAGAGAAGUUUGCGCUUGACCAAAUUACAAAAUGCCAGCAUUCAUCUAUUAGUGGACUCAACAAUAUUCCAAUUGCCAACUGGGAUACAAAAUUUGAAACGGGAACAAAGACGGCCCUCCUUCACCCUUUUUCUCCUAUUGUUGUUGCUGCCGAUGAGAAUGAACGGAUCAGGGUGUGGAAUUAUGAGGAAGCAACCCUUCUGAAUGGCUUUGACAAUCACGAUUUUCCUGACAAAGGAAUUUCAAAGCUCUGCCUUGUCAAUGAACUUGAUGACUCUCUGCUACUUGUUGCUUCAUGCGAUGGGUCAGUCCGUGUAUGGAAAGACUAUGCAACAAAGGGUAGACAAAAGCUUGUCACAGGGUUUUCUUCACUCCAGGGUCACAAGCCAAGUGCACGUGGCUUGAAUGCUGUUGUAGACUGGCAACAGCAGUCGGGCUACCUGUAUGCUUCUGGGGAAUCGUCAUCAAUCAUGCUUUGGGACCUGGAGAAAGAACAACUCUUCAAAUCUGCGUUAUCUAAAUCAGAGCGCAGCGUCACAGCCCUUUCGGCUUCACAAGUGCAUGGGGGCCAACUCGCUGCUGGAUUCGCAGACGGAUCUGUCAGACUUUAUGAUGUUCGGACACCUGAAUGGCUUGUGUGCGCUACUCGGCCUCAUCAGAGAGUAGAGAAAGUGGUUGGACUCAACUUUCAGCCUGGACUCGAUCCGGCAAAGAUUGUGAGCGCAUCACAAGCAGGUGACAUCCAGUUUCUGGAUCUGAGAAGAUCAAAGGAGACAUACCUGACGAUAGAGGCGCAUAGAGGAUCUCUCACAGCAUUGGGUGUUCAUAGACACGCUCCAAUCAUAGCGAGCGGGUCAGCAAAACAGCUUAUAAAAGUGUUCAGCCUUGAGGGAGAACAACUUGGGAUCAUAAAGUACCACACUUCCUUCAUGGCCCAAAAGAUUGACCCAGUCAGUUGCCUCACCUUUCACCCUUACCAGGUGUUGCUAGCCGCCGGGGCUGCUGGCUCCUUUGUCUCGUUAUACAACCACCACAACACACAAUCACCAAGAUAA